Messenger RNA from Malassezia sympodialis ATCC 42132, 1140 nucleotides. RefSeq lists its product as uncharacterized. Lineage: Eukaryota; Fungi; Basidiomycota; Malasseziomycetes; Malasseziales; Malasseziaceae. The record is from RefSeq and is a predicted model, not a curated record. Gene Ontology annotation, biological process: endoplasmic reticulum to Golgi vesicle-mediated transport. The transcript has 2 exons. Bases 1 to 1140 code for a protein of 379 amino acids. Gene Ontology annotation, cellular component: Golgi membrane; endoplasmic reticulum-Golgi intermediate compartment; COPII-coated ER to Golgi transport vesicle.
AUGUCAUCGUCGACGCACCUCGACAUGGGCGCCUCGUACACACCGCCGCCCGCUGUGCCGCACCGCUCGGGCUCGGCGGCGAGCCUGCCGCAGAGCAUGGACACGUAUCAAUCAGCCAGUGCAUGGAUGGACGACACGUACACAGCGAAUCCGAGUCAGCCAUACACGCCGCAGGGCGACAUGUAUGGCUACGUCCCCGAGUCGCCUGGACACAGCGCCAGUGCGUGGGAGAGUUUCGCGGGGGGUACCGGCAUGCCGUCGUUCCAGGCGGGCAACAUGAUGAACGACGCCACGGCGCAGAUGGGCAUGCAGUUUGGGCGCCACGUCGCGCAGGUCGGCGGGGCGUACGUGCAGAAAAACUUCCGUGCACUGCUGCCGAUGCGCAUCAUAAAGCACUACUUCAAGGUAUCCAACUCGUACGUGUUGCAUAAGCUGCGGAUCCUGCUCUUCCCGUGGCGCCACAAGCCGUGGUCGCGCCGUCUGCGCUACUCGACGCCGUACGGCAGCUCAGGCAUCAUGUCGCCGGGACAGGGUCCGUCGACGCUCUCGGCGGGAAUGAGCACGCCGGACCGCCCGCUCUCUGCCGACGGCCGGCGGCCCAGUGCCUCAGGCGAGCCGGUCUCGUACUGCGUGCCGCGGGAGGACGUGAACAGCCCGGAUAUGUAUAUACCCCUGAUGGCCUUUGUCACGUACGUCAUUGCCGCGUCGAUCAUCUACGGGCUGCGCGGCCGCUUCCACCCCGAGGUGCUGGGCUACACGGCAUCGCGGGCCCUUGCGAUCAUCCUUAUCGAGUUUUUUGCCAUCAAACUGGGGUGCUACCUGCUCAACAUCCAGGGCGAUCACACUAUCUUCGACUUGCUCGCUUACGCGGGCUACAAGUUUGUCGGCACGCUUGUCGUGCUGGCGGUCGGUGUGCUGGGCCUGGGCCGCUGGAUCUACUGGCUCACGUUUCUGUACAUGUUUGCCUCGAAUGCAUUCUUCCUGCUUCGCUCGCUCCGCUACGUGGUCCUCCCGGACCCCACGUCACCUAGCAGCGUGACAGUGACGCAGGCUCAACGCACUGCGCGGAUCCAGUUCCUAUUUGGAAUUGCCAUGUCACAAAUGCUCUUUGGCUGGCUACUGAUCGUAGGUGUCUACUAG